Molecule: messenger RNA, 1824 nt
Organism: Coccinella septempunctata (seven-spotted ladybird)
Lineage: Eukaryota; Metazoa; Arthropoda; Insecta; Coleoptera; Coccinellidae
Gene: Gk1
Product: glycerol kinase-like
Exons: 6
Coding region: 161-1714 (517 amino acids)
Biological process (GO): glycerol metabolic process; glycerol-3-phosphate biosynthetic process; triglyceride metabolic process
Cellular component (GO): mitochondrion
Molecular function (GO): glycerol kinase activity
Source: RefSeq, a predicted model, not a curated record
UUUAGACAUCUUUUAUCUAUUUUAAACACAUUGUCAUUAGCAUAAAAUUAUGUAAUUUGUUAUUUUCUGUCAAGUCAUUUGAGGAACUUUAUUUCAAAGUUGAUAAUAUAAAAUAUCAAUUGAAGAUAACACUACAACGAGAGGAUCAUUUGAGAGUAUUAUGUCGGCAAAAAGCUUUUCCGAAUUCGGACCACUCGUUGGAGCUAUAGAUGAAGGUACUUCAAGUGCAAGAUUCAUCCUUUUCAAAGCCGGGACUGUUGAGGAGGUGGCCUCAUAUCAGGAAGAAUUAUCAUCCAUAUAUCCUCAAGAAGGAUGGGUGGAACAAGAUCCAAUGAUAAUUUUAGAUGUAGUUAGAAAAUGUAUUACUAAAACAGUUGAUCUGCUUAUUGCAAAAGGAGGAGAGGUAACAGAUAUUGUGGCUAUUGGUAUUACAAAUCAAAGAGAAUCUACGGUAAUGUGGGAUCGAAUAACUGGAAAACCCCUGCAUAACUCGAUAGUUUGGUUGGAUGUGAGGACUUCUUCCACAAUUGAACACCUUUUAGACCAAGUGCCAAACAAUUCCAGAAAUAAAAACUAUUUGAAAGUACUCUGUGGAUUGCCUUUGAAUCCAUAUUUUAGUGGUGUGAAAGCUAGGUGGUUGAAGGACAAUGUUCCUGCUAUAAAAAAAGCCUUGCAGUCUGGUAAUUGUAUGUUUGGAACAAUUGAUACCUGGCUCAUAUGGAAUUUAACAGGAGGAAUAAAUGGUGGUAAACAUAUUACAGACUGCACAAAUGCUUCCAGAACUAUGCUAAUGAAUAUAGAUACCUUGAAAUGGGAUCCUGUUCUACUGAACUUUUUUGACCUUCCUGAAACAAUGUUACCAACUAUAAAGUCCAGUUCUGAAGUUUAUGGAACAAUUUCUGAUGGACCCUUAGCUGGUAUUCCUAUUUCUGGAUGCUUAGGUGAUCAACAAGCAGCUUUAGUAGGUCAGAUGUGUCUAGGAAGGGGUGAAGCAAAGGCUACCUAUGGAACAGGCUGUUUUCUUCUAUAUAAUACAGGACCUACAAAAGUAGAGAGCUCACAUGGACUGUUGACUACUGUAGGUUAUAAAUUAGGACCCAACAAACCUACAGUUUACGCAUUAGAAGGUUCUGUUGCUAUAGCUGGAGCCGCUUUGAAUUGGCUUAGAGAUAAUUUGAACAUUCUUGAGAAUUUCAAGGAUGCUGAAAGAAAUGGUAGAGAAGCGGAGUCUGUUCAGUCAGGAGAAGUUUAUUUUGUACCUGCAUUUAGUGGGUUGUAUGCCCCUUAUUGGCAAGCAGAUGCAAGAGGAAUUAUAUGUGGUAUUACUGAAGAUACCACAUCCAAUCAUAUUAUUAGAGCAACACUAGAAGCUGUUUGCUUUCAAGUUAGGGAUAUUCUGGAUGCAAUGUGUAAGGAUUGCAAGACACCAUUGAAGAGAUUGAAGGUAGAUGGAGGUAUGACCGCGAAUUCCUUGCUCAUGCAACUUCAGGCAGACUUGGCUGGAAUAACGGUGGUAAAAUCAGCCGUACUUCAGAGCACAGCCCUUGGAGCCGCUAUGGCUGCUGGUUCUGCAGUAGGAUAUUGGAAUGUGCAAGCUGGUACUAUUAAUGUACCUUCUAAAACUUGGUAUCCUAUAUUCACAGAUGAUGAACGAGACGUUAAAUACAGUAGGUGGAAAAUGGCCAUUGAAAGAUCAUUGGGUUGGGACAUUUGAACAAAUAUCUGGUUAUUAUUAGUCUUAUUUAUUAUGUGAUUGGAAUAUAUGGUAUUGUUGAAUUAUUUUAAUUGUUAUAUGUUCUAUAUAUUUAUUGUUUUAUUCUGAAA